This is a messenger RNA of Cricetulus griseus (Chinese hamster), 3662 nucleotides long. Lineage: Eukaryota; Metazoa; Chordata; Mammalia; Rodentia; Cricetidae. The record is from RefSeq and is a predicted model, not a curated record.
UCUCUCUCAGCUCAAAGUCCUCUACCUUAAACUUCUGAAUGAAGCUGGUUCCCUCCGACUUCUGUGGCGUGCUCAGCACCGCACCUCAGCCUCCACUAACCAACUUCUGGGGAGCGCCCAGAGAGAACAACAAGAGGUUGGACUUUGAAUUCCCACCCAGCCUCUGUGGCCAAGCACAGCUGUGCCCCCUCACAGUCCCCAGGCUCCCUCCCUGAGAACCCUCCCACCCAGUCCACCUCCUUGGCCCCUGCCCACCUCCUUGGCCCCUGCCCUGGGCCUUCUGGAGUUCCAAAGGAAGCUGGGUGUAUAGUUCCCAAAGUCGCUGUCCUGGGUGACUGAAUCCCUACUGGUAAACAAGUCAGUGUCUUUGACCCAGGCUGCUGAGGCAGUGGCCCUGGCUGCAGAGGAAGAGUCUAAGCGGAGGCAAAGCCUGGCAGGCCAGUAUGCAGCAAGCCUUAGUCACCAGCUGGAGCUCCUUCACCAAGACCUCUGUGCCAGGCAGGGCCAGUGGGCCUCUUUCUGCUCCGUGUUGAUGGAAGCUCAGUGGCUGCUAAAGACACCUUCAAGCUCUAACCCAGGGAAGUCCCCCCAGCCUGGGCAAAGCCCCAAGGGGGUGCCUUCUCAGCUGGACAUACUGCUGGGCCACUUGUCCCAGGCCAUGCUGCAAGAAGGCCACCGCUUGAAGGCCUGGGGCUUCCUGGGCACUGGCACAGGGGCGGAGCUGCUACAGCCAGCCUCAGCGUGUCCUCAAGAGGGUGCUGAUGACAUCAUCGUGAAUCCUGUCACCAAGUUAAUGGUUCCUGGGCCCAACUGUAUGAUGCUCCCAGUCAGUGGCCACAUGGGGCCCAUACCCCCUGGCUACUUUAUCCACCCUGACACUGGGCGUGUGCUGCCUCAGACUGGACACCUGGGAUAUGAUCUGCUGAAGGCAGCCCUGAUACCCAUUACUGACUAUAAUGCAGAUGUUGUCCGAACAUCAGAGGUUGCUGUUCUCCCCUACUUGCCCUACCCAACAAGUCCUGUGACAGGUUGCCCUCCAGCCACUCGCCUGCCUACCCUACAGCCAAGAAGAACAUCACAGCUGGGGGCUCUCAUGUCUGACCCCAUCACAGGCAUCGAAGUGCCUGUGCUUGCUGUGACUCUGCACCCCCAAACAAGGCAGUGGCUCACUCUUGGAGGGACAUACUGCAAUCCUCUCACCAAGACAUUGGCCCCUUUGGAGUUGGGGGGCCCCAUGAAGGACCCAGUCACAGGAGGCAUCGUGCCAAUUCUAGGCGUUGGGCUGGAUGAACACACAGGUCAGGUGCUUGCAGUGGGAGGGCUGCAAGAUGGCACAGGGAGCCUCCUGCUGCCUGGUGACAACUUUGAGGAGCCACUGAGUGGGAAGACAGUCCGGCUCCUGGGAGCUUCCCAACAGGCAGGCCAGCUAUUACCCCACCCAGGAGGGUCACAGGCACUGCUGGAUUCCAAUGUCCUGGUGGCCCAGAGGCAAGUUAUUCUGAGGCUCCAGCAGUGUCAGGAGACUCCAGGGUCCAGGGCACAAGGACUUCUGGAGUCUGCCAUAAGGGACAUGAGACGAGCACUGGCUUUGAGUCUCCACCACAUCCUCCAGCAGGCACAGAGACUGGAGAGACAGUUGCAGGCAGCACGUGACAUUGAAGCCACUGGUGGCUGUAUAGGAUUAAUGUGCUACCCUAGGACUGAGCUCUGGGUCCCAGCCCUGUAUGGAAUGGAGAUUCCAGACCCUGAAGGCUCUGGGCUUAUGGUACCUAUCCUGGGCAUGCAUCGAGAUGGGGAUUCUGGGAAUACCACACCUUUGGCUGGCACAAUGGAGGACACUGCUGGUAAAGGUCUUGUCCCAAUCUCCAUUGGGGCUCAAGCCAUCGAUCCCUUAACCGGGGAGCAUGGUCCUGUCAUUGGUGCUCACAUGGAUCCCUCUGCUAGAGUGGUGGUGCCUGUGGUACAGCUGCUGGAGGCCUUGCCACGUGGAGUGAGGGACCCCAAUCUGCAGAUCCUCUUGGAGCAGGAGCUAAGGGCCCAUCAGCAGUACUGGCAGCUUCGGGAGCAGGAGGAACAACAGCUGGCAGAACACUUGUGGCACCUGAGCCAGGAGCUCCACUUCUGCCCUGGCCAUGAAGCCACACUGCAACUGAAGGCUGCUGAGGAGGCCUGUGCAGCUCUGGAGGCCUGCUACUUGCAGGAGACAGAACGCCGAGCUAGAGCCCUGAGCAUGCUCAGCAGCCCAGAACGGUGCUUGCUUUCUCAAGCAGACAAGAAAGAGUGGGAAGAAGAGGCGCAAGUGCUGCUGGGCGUGCGAAAGGUCCUGCAUAGUUUAGGACAGGCAUCAGAAAAGCUCAGGAAAACGUCCACCAGGCUGCAAGGCCAGGCAGAAGAGGUGUGCCUGCAGCAGAGUGAGGAUCAGAGCCCACGUGUCUGGAAUCAUCACAGGAAGGUAUUACAGCAUCUCUCUGAUGAGUUCCGGGAGGUAGUGAGGGACAGGCAGAACUUCCUGAAUAGGGCUCUUGGAAACCUUCAAUACCACCGGGAGCUCAGCCACCUCCAGCUCUUGCAUAUCCAGGUCACUGUCUCAGGAACUCCUGUGUGUUUGGAGAACUAUCCUGGAGACAGAUUCUAUGGAACAGUCACUACUUGUCUGGGGAACCAGGCUGCCCUCUGCCCCCUGCUGAUCCCUUUCCUGAAAGGCAUCACUGCCAUGCUCAUAGAGGAUCAAGGCCAUCAUCUAGGGCUGGAGGACCAGGCACCAGCAGUGGAUGCAGACAAAGCUGACAAUAUCUGGACCCCACCAUUAUUCUCCAUUAUGAAGAAAAUAGAUACCUUGUUCCAAGACCCCAGGGAAAUAGCUGAACUACAAAGACAAAUACAUCUCGGACCACACAGACCAGGCCCAAGAAACUCUUUGCAGAAUCUCCUGAAGACUCAGACGAUGCAGGGAGAGCUGGUAACUGUGCAAACCAUGCACCUUUCUGCCUGGGAGUUUGUAGUUUACCAGUAUGGUCUCUCCGUCCUGCACCUCCUCAUCCCCCAGCUGCAGGCUCCGGAAACCACCCUACAGAUUGCUUCUCAUCUGCCUGCCAUGGAAGUCACAGGAAAUGCCUUUGAAGGUUCCUUCUUCUAUCAGAGCACUGAAAACACCUUGUUUGUUGGGAGAGAGUGUUUGGCCUCUGUGGGACGUUUCGUUCUGUUGUUGAUCCACUGCCUGGCCCACAUCACUACUGGGGACUUCAACCAGGACUGCAACCCCAAAUUUCUGGGGUCGUUUUAUGAGGGGCUGAAAGCCUACUUCAAGGAGGCAUUCUCUACUACACUGCAGAUGUCAGCAGUUUCCUGGGACAGUAAGUUCGACCAAAGCCUAAGUGCUGUUCUGCUGAAAGAGCAGUCCACCUCUGAAAAAGAAAGAGAUCUCCUCUCUAAACUCAUUGAGAGGAAGUGUGAGCCUUGCUUGUCAAGACAGUCAUCAGAAGAGUACAUUAAGAAAAGCAACGAACUUCUCCUUUUCACUAAUAUGGAGCAUUUCCUAAAAAGCAUCCUUUCUGAAGAGCAACAAAUCUUAGUAACACCGAGAGCUGGACUCCGUGGCAAAGAGAAGAUCUAGAACGGAAAGUGGUGACCACAUUUUAGCCAGCGUGCAAAAAAAAAAAAAA